Lodderomyces elongisporus is the source of this 921-nucleotide messenger RNA. It is a transcript of the gene DPB4, whose product is annotated as DNA polymerase epsilon noncatalytic subunit. Gene Ontology annotation, cellular component: epsilon DNA polymerase complex; CHRAC. Gene Ontology annotation, biological process: leading strand elongation; heterochromatin formation; DNA damage response. Bases 1 to 921 code for a protein of 306 amino acids. The transcript has a single exon. Gene Ontology annotation, molecular function: chromatin DNA binding; protein heterodimerization activity. The record is from RefSeq and is a predicted model, not a curated record. Lineage: Eukaryota; Fungi; Ascomycota; Pichiomycetes; Serinales; Debaryomycetaceae.
AUGCCACCAAAAGGUUGGAAGAAAAACGCAGAGCAAAAUGGUGGACAUUUACCACACAAGGAGAGAGAACUCGUAUCCAUCGACGAAAUUUUGUUUCCUCGAGCAACACUACAAAAAUUAGCUAAAUCCAUUAUACAAGAUGACGAUGCGCAGAACAAUAUGAUCUUGGCAAAGGAUUCAUUAUUGGCAUUGCAAAGGUCGUCGACCGUGUUUGUUAGUUAUUUGUUAUUUUAUGCCAAGCAGAUUGCAAACGAGACAGGAAGGAAAACAGUUAACGCACAGGAUAUGAUGGGUGCUUUGGAACGAGCAGAGUUUGGCGGGUUUGUUCCCGAGAUCAAGGAGAAAUUGGCAGCUUUUGAGACAAGUUCAAAAACCAAGCCCAAAGUGGCCAAGAAACCAGAAGAAACUGGUUCAAGGAAUGCUUCGAACUCUAAUGCAGCGACAACAGAGGAAGCGGAAAAAGUGAUUACAAAGAAACCCAGGUUGCAUGAUGGAAUCCGCAUGGGUGAUACAAUUACAAUUAAGGAAUCUGAUUCUGAAGGAGACGAUGAUCUGGAGGAAAAGGAAGAUAUAGAAGAAGUUGAAGUGGACAAAGUUGCUAAUAAAGAAGAUGAUUUGGAGAAAGAUGACCAAGAUGGCGAGGAAGAUGAGGGGAAGUUAGAAAAUGAUAAAGAAGAAGAAGAAGAAGAAGAUGAUGACGAAGAACAAGAGAAUGAUGAUGAUGAUGAUGACGAAGAAGAAGAUCAUGACGAUGAUGAAGAAGAAGAAGAGGAAGGAGAAGAGGCGGAAGUUUCAGUUAAUCCCAUUGCUGCGUCAUCGAGAGAUGAGUAUGAGUUGGAAAUUGCUGGCGAGGAGAAUAUGAAUACGGUUGAUGAGGACGAUGACCUUGAUGAGUCGGACAAUCUGGGCGAAGAAGAUUGA